Micropterus dolomieu (smallmouth bass) is the source of this 4284-nucleotide messenger RNA. RefSeq names its product zinc finger Y-chromosomal protein 1. Lineage: Eukaryota; Metazoa; Chordata; Actinopteri; Centrarchiformes; Centrarchidae. Gene Ontology annotation, biological process: regulation of DNA-templated transcription. Gene Ontology annotation, cellular component: nucleus. Gene Ontology annotation, molecular function: metal ion binding; DNA-binding transcription factor activity, RNA polymerase II-specific; RNA polymerase II cis-regulatory region sequence-specific DNA binding. The record is from RefSeq and is a predicted model, not a curated record. Bases 411 to 2651 code for a protein of 746 amino acids. The transcript has 8 exons.
AUGAACACCACACUGCACGUUUUCACAUAACCCGUCUGCACAGCGGUCCUCAGAUUAUGGCCUGUUUGGUGCCUGCCGGUGUGAUUUCCACCACAACCCUUCCGCAUUUUCCUGCUGCUCUCGGGCUGUGACGUGUCGUGCUGACGGCGGCCUCGGAGCUGGAGGAGCGGGGGGCUGUAGCAUGACAAGAUCUGGCUCCAGACGUCCUGCUUUGCUUUCACCAGAUAUCCAGAAACAACCCCUAACCCCUCCUUCUCUGCUCCUCUCCGGCCCGCCCAAAUAACACAAAAUUCCCGACUGAAUCCUGCCCGAGUCUGGGGGAACCAGGCGGCCUGGGAAGCCGAGGAGCGGACAGAGGCCAUCCCUGCAGCAUACAUCUGCUCUCCAGUAACAAAUGCAGUGCGAGGACAAUGGAUGAGGAUGUCACCAGGCUUGCAAUACAUUCUGAAGAGCCUAAAAUAAUACUCCACGGAUCGGAUGAGGGUGGUGCUGGCGGGCAGGAAUUUGUUGUGGAGCUUCAAGAGACUGUGUUGGUGUCCGAAGGCGAGGGGGAAGGCAUGGCAGUUCACAGGUUUGCCCCAGACGAGCUAGUCAUCCAGGAUGCUGUUGAGGAUGUGGUUUCUGAGUAUGUGCACUGCGAUGAAGACGAAGAUGUCGCUGUGGAAACGUGCGUGAUGGCUCUGGAGGGCGAGGAGGAAGGUGUUGCCAUGGGAGACAUCCCUGAAGAUGGGCUGGACUCAGAGCAGCAGGAGGACGACCAAGAUGGCUGCGGAGAUUAUCUUAUGAUAUCCUUGGACGAAGCCGGUAAAAUGGUGUCGGAGGAUGGAACGGAGGUAACAGUGGAGGGAGCUGUGGAGGACCAGGAAGUGGAGAAGGAUGAGGAUGGGCAGGAGGUGAUAAAGGUGUACAUCUUCAAGGCUGAUUCUGGGGAGGAUGACAUGGGAGAAUCAGUUGACAUCAGCGAUGGAGACACGGAGAGUGUGGCGUUAACAGAGUCUUCAGGCCAAACGCUCAGAGAGAAGAUGGUUUACAUGUCUGUCGGAGAUUCUCAUCACAAUCAAGGAAACCAUGGUGGGUCCAAGGUGACUGAUGAGGUUUAUAUGGAGGUGGUGGUAGGAGGUGAAGAGCCAGUAACUCACGACCGCUCGUAUGACAGCGUGUCUCUAAGCAAGGACUUCAUGCCUGUGGCCUGGGCAGCUGCUUAUGGUGCAGAGGAUAGCGAGAGUUGUGAAAACCGAAACGGGGCAGCCAGCGCACUGCUACACAUCGAUGAAUCCGACGGCGUUGACGAAAUCAACAGACAACGCAACAAGAGCAGGAGGCGGUCGGAGCCUCGCCAGGUGCAGACAGCCAUCAUCAUUGGUCCAUAUGGUCAGCCUCUGACAGUUUACCCCUGCAUGCUUUGUGGUAAAAAGUUCAAGUCACGAGGCUUCCUGAAACGCCACACCAAGAAUAAUCACCAGGAUGUUCUGACGAGGAAAAAGUACCAAUGUACAGAUUGUGACUUCACCACCAACAAGAAAGCCAGUCUCCACAACCACAUGGAGGUGCACGCUCUGAGCAGCAAGGCCUCUUUUGAGUGUGAAAUAUGUGGCAAGGAGUUCCACCAGCAGGCGGCGUUGUUCUCUCACAGACUGCAGCACCACCACCGAGAGCCUAAGAGCCAGCCGCCUCCAACGCCCACCAAGAUGCAUAAAUGCAAGUUCUGUGACUAUGAAACUGCAGAGCAAGGACUUCUCAAUCGGCACUUGUUGGCUGUUCACAGUAAAAGCUUCCCUCACAUCUGUGUGGAAUGUGGAAAAGGCUUUCGACACCCUUCAGAGUUGAAAAAACACAUGCGCACGCACACGGGCGAGAAGCCUUACUCCUGCCUGUACUGUGACUACAAGUCGGCCGAUUCCUCUAAUCUCAAGACCCACAUCAAGACUAAGCAUAGUAAAGAGAUGCCAUACAAAUGUGAGCGCUGUUUCCAGACCUUUGCAGAGGAGGAGGAGUUAAUCCAGCACGGACUAACACACGAGGAGAACAAGACCCACCAUUGUGCCCACUGUGAUCACAAAAGUUCCAACUCCAGUGACCUAAAACGCCAUAUCAUAUCUGUUCACACCAAGGACUACCCACACAAAUGUGCCAUCUGUGGUAAAGGCUUCCACCGGCCGUCUGAACUAAAGAAGCACUCGGUCUCCCACCGCACCAAGAAACUCCAUCAGUGCCGGCACUGCAACUUCAAAAUUGCAGACCCCUUUGUUCUCAGUCGUCAUAUCUUGUCUGUCCACACAAAGGAGCAACAGGCCCCUCCUGAAAAGAGUGAGGCUAAGAGGACAGAGACACACACUCCUGUUGUGACGCCUAAAAAGUCUGCGCCUAGUGGGUCCAGCAGCUCUGGCCCACCCGGCAGAGUCAGCGCAGCCAGCUUGGCCAGCAGUGUGACUGUAGUUAUUGGCAAAGGACAAAAAGAAAGGAGAAUUUACCAGUGCCAGUACUGCGACUACAGCACCGGGGACGCUUCGGGUUUCAAGCGCCACGUGAUUUCCAUUCACACAAAAGACUAUCCGCACCGCUGCGAGAUCUGUUCGAAAGGCUUCCGACGCCCCUCGGAGAAGAACCAGCAUAUCAUGCGCCACCACAAAGACGUGGUGCAGGCAGAGUGACUCUGACAGAGCCAAAUACUGUGCCACAACAAAGAACAAUGUUGAAGAAACCAUCACACCCCAAUCACUGCACCCUCAGCACAGCACCAUUUACACUGAAAUAGUGUGGCGUGUGUGCGUGCUGCACUUGGUCCUUUCUGUUGUUUAGCCCUUUUUUUUGAUCCUCAGCCUAAUGUUUGUUCAGAAAUGUAAACACGUGUACAUAACGUUAAUGCUCUGUCAGAGUUAGCAACAGUACCCCUCUGUAGACUUGCACUUUUAACUGCAUGUCCCUUGCUGGUGACAGUGUGCAUGGCAGAUUGUGCCGAUGUCUCUUUGUAGAUAUACAUUUUUAAUUUUGCAGGCCGCAAUCAGUUGUCAAUCACAGUGGUCCUAAUUAUUUGUCUCAAAACUGAAGUGUGAUUUUUGCAAAACGUUUGCGUCAUUUUGUUAAUGUACUAAACACAGCAGUAUGGAUUAGCAACCUGUUCCCAGUAGCACUUCCCAUCUCGGUGGAAAUCAUGAGAUGAAUGCAGUCAUGAAGUCGUGUGUGUGUGUGUGUGUGUGUGUGUGAGAGAGAGAGAGAGAGAGAGAGAGAGUGAGAAAGAUAAACAAACCAUCUGUUGUGCUUCCUGGUGCUCUGACCCCACCACUCUGUAACAUAGUGCUUGCUGUUGUGUUGACAAAAACACAAGGCUGGCUGUGCACAGCACCCGGAGGAAAAGAAACGAUCAUCCUUAGCUUUGAACACAGGGCUCUACAAUCAUGAAAUGAACACAAAAUACACAGUGAAAUAGUGUAUGUGUUAUGGUAGUGAAUAAAAGUUCACAUAUGCACCUAUAUCACGAUGCGAUCAUUACCCCGUCACUUGAUUAUCACAUACCUGUCUGAUGUUUCAGUUUCGAGUCAGUGAGUGUACUGUGAGUUGUUCAGAACUAGUGUCCAAAGCAGUAGAGAUGAAGCCCCGGCUAACAGUAUUUGUAGUCCAUAAAAUGCUACCUGGGGAGUGAAAUCCCAUUAAUUUGGAGAAAAGAGUUUAGUGAUGAGGAAAAUGUAUCAUUUCAACGUUAUUACUGAUGACGAGCUGUUUGUACAGAUGGUUUGUUUUUCUAUGAACAAAGUUGUUUUUCAUAUGAAUUGACAUGUUUAUCUGUUAAAUCAUAGAAAAAGCAAAAUCUACAAGCGCCAGUAUGAUACCGAUUAUUAGGCUGGGUUUAAAAAAAAAAAAAAAAUCAGUGUACCAAUAUAACUGUCUAAAUUGGAGUCAUACAGUAUAUCUGGUACUGCUGUUAUAAAACUAUGGACUGAACUUUGUUUUCACCUACACAGAUGUACUUUUGCCAGUUGAAAGGGAAAACGUAUAUCUUUUUAGAUGCAACUUCAGAAGACAGGUGCUGAUGGCGUACUUGUACUAUGGCUUUUUACAGUUUUGUUAUCACCUGUGAUUAUUUCUGUUUUUAUAUUUAUUUCAUUUACACGUUGUUGUAUAGCUAAGUGUAACUAGACUUCUAUGGGACGUAAAUUAUUGUUUUGUAUACAAAUCUGUACAAAGCGAGUAGAUGUAAACACUUCUUAAAAAGGAAAUCUGAACUGUGUUGUUAUGGAUGUACUUCAGCGUAUUUGUUAAAAAAGGUAAUAAAAGCAAAGUAUUUUA